Messenger RNA from Umbelopsis ramanniana AG, 989 nucleotides. RefSeq lists its product as uncharacterized. The record is from RefSeq and is a predicted model, not a curated record. The transcript is spliced from 5 exons. Bases 35 to 775 code for a protein of 246 amino acids. Lineage: Eukaryota; Fungi; Mucoromycota; Umbelopsidomycetes; Umbelopsidales; Umbelopsidaceae.
CCAACCUUUCCUUACACCACACUCCUUUCACAGCAUGAGUUCCAAUCUCAACUCAUCAUUCACUUCAUCUAGCUUAAAUACCCAAACAAACAUAUAUGACUUUUUGUCAGAACUAGUAUACAAGCGAAUUGCCACCAUCAAUUACCUUCGACGAACGCAUGAAGGUACUACUCACUGGUUCAAUACUGUCCUGCUGUCUCGGGAAGACCUUGCAUCCAUGUACCAAAAUAGCAAAAUGACUCCAAGAACGUUGAAGUUUUUCACGCUGGGCGUGUCACUGGGUCCGAUAUUGGAUGUUACUAAUCAAGUCGACUAUGUCAAAGCUCUCCACCUCCUGCUCCAUGAGUUUGAAUGUCAUAACAAUGAAACUCAAAAGCCAAAGAUGAAAAAUAUCUUUCGAAAAACGAAAAGUAAAGAUGAUCACAGCUACAUUGAUGAUGGUGAAUACACACAUUUAAUUACUCCUAAUGUUCCCUUUGAGCUCGACUACAUACAAACUUUCUUCACAUUAUUUGAUCUACUGGCCGAGGCUUAUCACAAAUUGUUGGUUGGAACAGAAUCUCUUUGCACACAAUCGUUCUGCGAGCAAGUGCUUAAGUGCGAUUCCAAAUUAAAGAAAAUCGUAUCAAUGAUAACAAAGGAGCUGGAUGCACUUGCUCGUAAUGCCAUUAAAGAUGAGCUCAAACUUAUAGACCCAUUGAGCUCUUCAAGCAAGAUGUCCCCCAUUGAUAUCGAUUGGGAUAGCUCCAAUAGGAUCUCACCUGUCGACAUCUAGAUGUUAACCCUACAUUCCCACUACAUGCAACAUUAUUGCUUUCUCAGCGUUACCCUAGCUAGCAGCUCAAUGCUCUAUUUUUCAUCGCUGCUUCCCAUCUACUUUUUUUUUGUUUGUCAUCGUAUUUUUUUCAUGCAUCAAAAAGCAUUACAAAUUAUCAAUACAUUGUUGGCAGGGCCACAUUCUGUAUGUUACAAGAAAGAAAAAAGAAAUU